UCAUACAUAUCCAAAUCCACUUGCUACUUUUAAAGUAACAAAUUGUCAUAAAUUAUAAUAAAAGCAAAGAAACAAAAACAAAAAAACUUUUAACAAACAUAAUGGCCGCCGUUCAACGUAAAUUGGUUCACAAGCAAUUCAAUUCCCCAAUCGGAUUAUAUUCGCAGCAAAAUGUCAAUGAGACAUUGAGUCGUGAGCUGAAGGCUUUCGGCGCAGAUGGGAUUGAAGUUGACCCAGAAAUCUCUAAGCCAUUGAACUUGGCCAAUUCGGCUGUGUUGCGCGCCGUUGAAGAAGAAGAGCAAAUGAAGUGCGACGUUGCUUGUCAACGGCAGAGUCGCCCACGGCAGCGUCGACUCCACCCUCCGGAUUCGGACUACUAUCAGCAGUACUACGAACAAGCCUUGCACACACCGGUGCACCAACAGCAGUUGGAACAAAUCAAAACGCAGUACCUGUACCAUCAGCACGACAUCACCGUCGACCGUGAUACCGUAUUGAAGAUAAAUCGUCUUGCCACACGCAGGAAUUUACAUAAACGCGACCACAGCUGGCCGCCUCCGAGCAGUGAUUACGCAGUGCAGGGAGCGGUAGUCGAUGUGCGGAGUGGCUAUGUGGCAGCGCGCCGGGAUGGAACGCAAUCACUCACACAUUCACGCAGUUCUUCGAAAGACCAGCAGACCAGGAGCACUAGCUGCAGCAUCUGCAACAACAAUUCCGUACACUUUGCGGAGAGCGUUUGUAAGCGGCAUGGCAUCGAUGCGAUACGUGAGAAAUUCAAUAGUCCCACGCGAAUAAUUGAACCGACGCCCACCGAGUUGCGGCAACGCAAUAAAAUGGAGCAAUUGCAAUCGCAAAAGCAAAAGGUUCAAAAAAAUGCGACAAAUAAAUCAGCGCGUGUCGCCGAUAGCUCCCGCGAGACGCGCGCCAACGUCUGCACUAUUGGCACUGGUGCGACGCAACAAACAUUGACAAAUGUGCACAAUAACAUGGCCAAUACAUCAUCGGUCAAUGCGGCUGCAGAAUCUUUUAGCGACACAAAAAAAACUAGCUGGCCUGCAGCCAUGAACAAGGAUGUGGAUGGCGAAGCACUGACUAAUGUCGCCAACACUAACAACGACUACGAUGAUGUAGAUGACUAUAAUACGCCGGUGGCGCGUGGCUUCUCCGCACCCGAAACCAAAGCGGCUGACGUGAAUGUCGGGCUGGUAGAGCCACGUUGCUACUACUUCGAACAAUUAGCGCGUCGUGAGGGUGGCGCACCUAAAAAAUGGCACAGUUAUGACAAUAUUGCCGCAGCCACGGCGGCGCAGCAACAAAUCACCGCCACAGAAAAUACUACAAAAACCGGCAUCAAUAAUAAUCGACAAUCACAAUCGCUAGAUCGGGGCCGCACGCAGCAACAGCGUAGACGCGAACAGUUACCACCACUGAAACCACGCUUCGGCGGAGGAGGAAGUAGUGGCAACAGUCCCGCAGCGCGUAUUACACCAGCGAAUAGCGUCACGGAAGUCAAUAUAAUGGCAUGUAAUAGCCAGGACUCUGCCGCUGGCAGUGGUCGAGCUGCAGUGACAAAACCAACAGCACCAACGGGCAAUUCAUCAAAAUCGGGUGGUGGCAUAUCACCACGGGUACAGCGGCGCGCUAUUAAAUUGGCUACAGAAAUAAAAAUUUGUUACAAUGACAUGGACGCUGAUGAAGGGCCUGAUGCGGCUGCUAGUUAUCGCAACGAUAGGGGCGUCAUGGCUGCCGGUGACAAGCGUGAUUUGCGAGCUAAAGCAGUAGCAGCCGCAGAGAAACAAAACGCGUCGCGCAUAUACGCAAUGGGCGAAAAAAAUUCGGCCGCAGAGUCAAUUAAAGCGCGGCAGGCUAGCGAUCUGGAGCACAUACCACUGCCACCAACGCCACAAGCUGCGAAAGAAGCGACGCAGGCGGAAACACCUACGACAAGGUGUAAAAUUGGUGAUGCGGGCUCAGCGCGCACAUUUGAAGUACAAGGCACUCAAAAGCAAUUACAUCAGAAACAGCAGGAUCAACUAAAACAGGAACAUCGUAGUAGCAGUGAAAAUAACAUGAGGCAACACGCACCACACACAGCGCGCAUCAUACCUAUCGAGGUAGAGCAGGACAAUGUCACACCGGACAUGACCACGCCGCGUCGCAACCUAAGUACCGUUAGUGCAGACCAACUCUACGAUGAUGCAUGCAUCUACUUACGUUCUAUAGAUUUGGAGGACCGCACGGUGGCAUACAUACCAGCCGCCAUUACCAUAGUCCCCUCACCGACGGAGGAGAUGUUAAAGCAAUGGGGUGCGGGCGAUCAGCCUCAGAACCUCAAAGCGGGUAUAGUAACGCGGCGAGAGCUGGAGAAGCCCAUAGCGCGAUCAACGGACGCUAUGAAGCAAACAACCCCAACACCACCAUCGCCACCAGUCACUCAACGCAGCUCAUCGCGCACCAUUGCCAGUACACCAAGGCAAAUGGCGCACAAACAAGCAGCGGAACACAGUAGUUUAUUGAAAAUGCCAACAGCGGCAGCAACGGGCUUUUGCAGCGGCAACUUUGCGACCACUAAUGAAAAUUUAAGGCAGUCAACCGCUGGCGCUGCAAGCAGUGCCAAAAAUAUUAAUAACCAGCGCGACGAUAGUGCCAAUAAAAUGGAUACAUUUGCGGCAGUGUCAAAUAAAGCACAUCAAAUAGAGUGCACCACACAUGCCACCCAAACGCCCACAUACAAUACCGCUGGCCUACAAUCAGGCGCAGGGCAUCAAUCCAGCCACAGAACAGGACUGCGUAAUCGCCAACCACAAAAGCCACUAAGAACGGCUGCAAAAGCCAACGAAAAUGAAGUUGCCAAAAGUAAAAUCCAUGCAACAGUGGCACAGCGAAGCCAACAGAAAACGCGGCUCGAGCGCCCUCGUGGCAUUUACUACACUGAUGGUGAGUACUUGUAUGGUCCCUUUGGAGAGACGCCUGAUGAGUGUGAAAAUCCGGUCACACCAAGAUUGGAGAAGGCAACAACAACAGAACCAUUGAAAUCCGGUAUAUCCGCAAGUGACAAGCAACGAAACUGUGUUGAUGGAAAUGAGUGGGAAAUGAGCAGCAAUGCGUUGAAAGGGCAGCAGCAGCAGCAGCAGCAGAAGGCAUUGGACAGGCAACAGCGCAUAACAAUGCCCACAGCGGUGAUUUCGAAAGCGCCAGCGCCAAAGCCAAUAUCAGAACUAUUGGCAGUGUCAGCAACAGCGCAACAAGAGGAAAAUGCAGUCGAAAUCGCGGCGCUCGAGGCGAAAUAUGGACUCUUUCAGCAAUCUAUAGCAGAACACCUUAGACAGAUUGACGCUUAUAUGGAGAAUGCAAAAUUGGCGCUUAAUCGCAGCUUACCGCUACAAAAACACGAGGCUGAGCAGCCAGGUGACAAAGGACAGCAGGCCGUGCAACAGCCACGUGCAAUACUGCAAGAAAUAGAAACACAACGCAAACCAUCUCAGCCAUUAGAUCAACAAGCUGCAACAACCGCACUGCCGCCACUGGAAAGUCCGCUGCAAACACUUGCCCGCCAGUUGCUACCAAAACAGGCGCUGCAUGUGCUUGACGCCGCGGCUGACAAUACGCCGGUAACGGCAACACUCAUACGCCCUGUUGUACUCGAAAAUAUGCCUGUGGUUGAGCAGGCACUGCAGGAUUUGUCCGACAUAAAGGUGGAUAGUGUAGAGCCGAAAAGCAAAGUGGCUAAACUAGCUGCCAAGCAUGUGCCACUGAGCUCAGUGAGGCAAGUAGAUACCGCCGUUGAAGGCGGCAGCGUGCUACAGCCGUUGAUGCGACGCUUGAUUGCGGUACCCACAGCCACCCCUGACGCGCUAGAUGCGGGUAAUGCGCUGCAGUUGUUGACUGUCGAACAUCACUUUGCGCCCACGGCAACUUGGCCCAAACGUGUGACAAUAUUGGAAAAUCUUGACGAUGUGAGUGUAGCUGCUGGGCGCAAACCAACAAAUAUCGUCCUAAUUGAAAUUGAAGAGGACGAUAAGCUGCCAAAUGUUACCGAUGAGAUUGCUGUGGUAAAUGACAAAAUUGAUGACAGCGAUAAUUGCGAGCGUGCUACAGAUAACAUCAGUCGUAAUGACAUUUCUGAGCUGGAAGAUAUUGAAACCAAUGCCGAAGUGGUUAAGCCAAAUGAAAAUGGAAAUUUCGAGAACAUACAGUGUGCGGCAAGUGAGCGCAGCGGCAAAAGGACGGCAGGACAGGGAGAUAGUAAUAUAAAAUCUGGUGACGCAAUUCAAACAAAAAUUGGUGAUAAGGCAGUGGCUGAAGGCGGAAAAUCAGUUGCCGCCCCUGAGCAUGUGGUCGAUGUCGUAGCCAAUUAUGAGCAACUAGCCCAAGUGCAGCACAACAUGCCAACACCGGCAAUAGCAAAGACAACCGCAGCAACAUCAAUGAAGCAGCAAGAACAGAGUGAUGAGCAAUCACAAAAACAACAACCAAAUCAGCAGGUUGAGCCAGCUAAACUACUACGGGAAAGUUGGGCUGUCGGCGCCCUAAGACCCAAAGAUAAACCUGCAGCAACCACAACGCAAUCUGCACCCACCACACCUGUACCAAGACGACGCACAACUGCCAUUGCAGUGGAAGGGAAAGAUUCAACGACAAGCAAAACCACAGCACAAACAGCUGCAAUGCUAGCAGAUAAAGGGGGAGAUUUACAGCUCGAACCCGAAUCCCACCGUUGCUUGGAUGAGUCACUGCAAAGACAACAGCAGCACGUACGACUACAGCAGGAGCAGCAACUGCACCGGCUAAAGCAAUCACAGCAGGCUUCCCAGACACCGGUAUUGCCAACACCACCACUCCGUGCGGGCAGCUUGCCAAAAGAGUUAUGCAAAAAUGUGGUUACCGGUUAUAUUUCUACGCAUCAAUCGCAGGAGCAGCUGGUCGAACAGGUGAUUGAUGUGCUGCAGCAGGAUGCGACCACGGAGGAGCUGGAAGAAAAGCACAAGCCUGCAAAGCAGCAACAACCGCAUGGAGAGCAAGCACCAGGCGAGCGUGAAGAAGCGGCCAACAAUCAGCUUAAAAUUGGCGUUGAAAACAAAACCUCAAAUCAAGAUUGCCUGCGAACUGACUUAGUUGAGGAACAACAGCAAGCAGCCGGCUGUGUUAGUCAACAACUAAGUCAACAGCAAUCAGCAAGUGUGCCAAUAAUGAAAAGUAAGCGAAAAUUAUGCAGCCAACAGGGUGCACAGUCAACGGAAAGCUCGGUAGACACCAAAUCAGCGCGCAGCACUGUGGCGGCAGCAGCGGUCGCAGCAGCAGCAUUGGCAGCACAAAAGGUGCCGAAAGAAGAGACAAAACUAAACAAAACUACAUCCGAUGAGAAGCGCAACGAACGAGUUAUAACUGGGCAGCGUGGCAAAUUAAAACUGCACAUCCAGGCACAAAAGGACGCUGGUACAAAUGUGCCGCAGCAGGAGGACACCUUCGACACAUACAAAGCCACCUACGAGAUACCAAGCCCCAUAUUUAAACAGCAACUGGCAUGGCAGACGUUGGUAGAUGUGCCACAAAAGGUUUUGAGCGAACGUACUGCGCUCACGUCCGCCACUUCUUAUACGCAAGAGAAACAAAAGAGGGACAAUGAAGUGCAAAUUGAUGCAGUUAGCCAUACAACAAAGACAAAAGCGGCAGCAGUAAGUGAAAACAAUCAGUCGCAUGCAUCGCCGCUGCAGUCAUUCAAACAGCAAUCAACGACUUCGCGCUUGUCCCCAGCUCAAUCAAAUGGAAGCGAACGCACACGCACCUCCGCACAGCAGCCACAUCGCAGCGGCUCUCGUAGUCGCUCCUCGAGUCCGUACCCAACACGUGGCAGUCGCUCACCCACACGCAAAUACCCGGCUGCAUUAAUUGAACCUCAUCCGCCCAAGCAUGCAGCUUCGCCUUUUGGACUCAAUCCGCUUGACAUUACCGAAUUGAUUGAUGAAGCUGCUGAAAGUCAUGCUGCCGCUGAUGUAGAUAGUGGUGCCGCAAAACGCAUGCAGUUGGAAGAAGCUGCAGCAAUUGGCGCCAGUACCGAUGCGAGUACGAAUUUAGCCGAAUUUGUGCCGCAGUUGGAGGGUCACAAUGUUGGUUUGUUGGUGCGUGCGCCUAUCAUCGAGCAGCAACAGCGCAUUGUUGUGCUACCCAAGCAAAUUGAAAUGGGCAAUGCACUCACGCACAGCGCGGUCACGCAUUUUGCUGAUGCAGAGGCCAGCGCGGAGGAUGACAAUGACGGCGGUCAUGAUGAGCAGCCAAUAAAAAACAAAACUCGAACAGUUACAACAGCAACACAAAAAACAACUCUUUCUUCCACACCAGCUGCUUCAUCAUCGCCAACGUCUUCAUCAUCAGCACAAAAUAUACGUGCAAUGCCUGUGAACAAGUCGCACGAUGUCGAGUCAGAAACAACAGCCAAACAAACACAGACUCACAAAACAACACACACACAAGCACACUUAAUAGCUGACAGCAGCGUAACUGAUUUAGCCUCCACCGCAACGGGGAAAUUGCGAGUACCGGCUCAAUUGCAUGAGUCCUGCGCCCAGCCAGCGCAUCAAAAUGGAUAUCAGCAACAGGAAGUUGCACCCGCCAAUAGCAGUCAGCUACAAAGCCGGGAUGUAAUCGGGGAUCCAGCUGCGAUGUUGCAUCAUCAGUGCACCACAUUGCCACGUGAGAGUGGCAUAAUUAAUCGUUCGUUCGAUAAUGUUUCACCGCGUCCGUACAUCACCAUUGAAGGUAUGUGCUGUUGGUAUUACAUAUGA
This is a messenger RNA of Rhagoletis pomonella (apple maggot), 6782 nucleotides long. RefSeq lists its product as uncharacterized. The record is from RefSeq and is a predicted model, not a curated record. The transcript is spliced from 3 exons. Bases 102 to 6782 code for a protein of 2226 amino acids. NCBI's taxonomy places the organism in Eukaryota, Metazoa, Arthropoda, Insecta, Diptera, Tephritidae.